GUUAUUCUUGUAUUUAUAAUGGUCUGCCUUCCAGCAGUUUGCCUUCAGGACUACAAGGACUUCCAGGACCCAUGCCCCAUCAGCUCCUGUAACCCCCAACUGGGUGACCUGUUGGUGGGUCGUGCUGCUCAGCUCUCAGUUUCAUCCACUUGUGGUCUGGAUGGACCACAGAGUUACUGCAUCAUCGGCUAUCUGGAGGAGGAGCAGAAAUGUUUCAUAUGUGACUCUCGGCUACCAUAUCAUCGCUACAACAGCCCAAACAGCCACCGUAUUGAGAAUGUCAUCACAAACUUUGACCUCGAGAGAAAGCUGAAGUGGUGGCAGUCGGAGAAUGGAGUUCAUCAUGUCAGCAUCCAGUUAAAUCUGGAAACUAUGUUCCAGUUCAGUCACCUGGUCCUCACCUUCAAGAGUUUUCGGCCAGCAGCCAUGUUGGUGGAGCGCUCAAAGGAUUUUGGACAAAGUUGGAAAGUUGUCCGUUACUUUGCAGAAGACUGUUCUCUUCAUUUCCCUUCAGUGUCGACUGCGCCAGCCAGGAGCAUCGAUGAUGUUGUCUGUGAUAGCAGAUACUCUGGAUCAGAACCAUCCUCAGAUGGAGAGGUGGUGCUGAAAGCUCUUGAUCCUGUCUUUGAAACAGAAAACCCUCACGCACCAAACAUCCAAGAUCUGACCACCGUGACAAACAUUCGGGUGAACUUCACUCGUCUUUUCACACUUGGUGACACACUGCUGAGUCGAAGACGCAGGAACCCUCAAGACAAAUAUUACUAUUCUGUUUACAACAUGGUGGUUCAAGGAAGCUGUUUCUGUAAUGGACAUGCCAGCCAGUGUGUGCCCAUGGCUGGCGUUCGCUGGGACGUUUUCACCCAGCCUGGCAUGGUUCACGGACAAUGUGUUUGUCAGCACAAUACAGCUGGAGAAAACUGUGAGAGAUGUCAGGACUUUCACCACGACUCCCCCUGGAGGCCCGGAGGAGAGGGUGCAGCAGACAUCUGCCGAGCAUGUAAUUGCCACGGUCACUCGGACUCGUGUCACUUUGACGUAGCUCGUUACAAAGAGACUGGAGGUGUGAGCGGCGGUGUGUGUGAUGACUGCGGCAACAACAGGAUGGGGCCUCAGUGUGAACAGUGUCGAUCGUUUUUGUAUCAGGAUCCGCAGAGAGCGAAGGAUGACCCACACGCCUGCAUACCAUGUAACUGCAAUCCAGUUGGUUCACGCGACGGCGGUCAGUGUGACCCUCUGAGCGGUCAGUGUGUAUGCAAAGAAAACGUGGAGGGUCAACGCUGUGAUCGCUGCAAACAUGGCUUCUUCAGCCUGAGGCAGGAUGACCCCGCGGGUUGUCAGGCAUGCAGGUGUCAUCCUCUUGGGAGUGUCGGGUCAUGUGAUCAGCUAACAGGAACUUGUGAAUGUGACCAAAUGGCGAGUGGACCGCUGUGUGAUCAGUGUCUGCCAGGUUUCUGGGGUUUGGGAAACUCUGUGUUCAGAUGCUCACCUUGUAACUGUGAUAUUGGCGGCGCUCAAGGACACACGUGUUCUCCAGAGGAUGGACAGUGUCGCUGUUUACCCAACAUGAUUGGUCGGCGAUGCUCUGACCCUGCACCCGGGUACUUCUUGCCUCCACUGAAUUAUUUCCUCUAUGAGGCUGAACUCACUUUCCCACUGCUAGGAGGAAGCUCUUCUACAACUCCUCCUCCUCCAUCGCCUUCUUCUUCUGCUGCUCCAUCUUCUUCUUCUCUGCUGAACCCAGGAGUGUUACCUCAGUGUGAGCAGUACUUCAAAGAGCAAGGUUUUGACACUAAGUUCCAAAAUGGACGAGUCAUUUUAGUUCGGCGGGCUCAACAACUUGCCCAGCGACAGAAAAGGAGAAAGAGAUUGCAAACCAGCAUCCCUCUGGUCCCCGGUUACACCCUGCAAAUCAUUCCCCGUCAGAGGGCAUAUCACCAGCCAGUAACCUGGACUGGCCUGGGAUUGGUCAGAGUGUUCGAGGGGGUGGGGCUUAGAUUUACUGUGGACAACCUCCCAUCUUCGACUGAUUACCAGCUGGUGAUUUCCUAUGAACCAGAGUCUGCAUCUGAUUGGAUGGCUUUAGUCAGUAUCAUCAAAGUGUCACAAGGCGAUGGCGGCUGCAGCAGCAGUCCAACAGGAAGUAAAACUCUGAUUCUACCUGGAAACCCCAGACGAGGUAUUCUGGACUCUCUGCUCUGUCUGAAUGCUGGAGGUCACUAUUUUGUGGAUAUCACCUUUUACAAACAGCCCAGAUCUGAUGGUUCACACAUCCUAAUUGACUCAAUUAGUCUUUUUAAUAGAAUCGGGUCAGUCCAAAAUUUCUGCUCUCAGAGCGACCUCGACACUUUUCACCAGUUUCACUGUACUGGAUUGGCUGUCAAGCUUGGCUCUCAGGAGUCGCUACCUGAAGUCUGCGAGGGACUCAUCAUGAGCCUUUCAGCACAAAUCCACAAUGGAGCUGUCCUUUGCAGGUGUAAUGUUAUUGGCUCUAUUGGACCAUCCUGCAGUAAACUGGGUGGGUUUUGUGAAUGUAAGGCCAAUGUGAUUGGUCGUUGCUGCGAUGCCUGUGCCCCAAUGACGUUUGGCUUUGGACCUGAAGGCUGCAAACGAUGUGAUUGUGACCCCCAUGGCUCUGUGUCAGAGCUGUGCGAUCAGGUCAGUGGUCAGUGUGCAUGUCGUUCAGAGAUGGCGGGUCAGCGCUGCGAUCGCUGUCAGAUGGGAUUAUGGGGAUUCCCUUCCUGUCGAUCGUGUGAAUGUAAUGGGCUGUCAGAGAUGUGUGAUGGACUUACCGGAGACUGUCUGAGCUGCAGGGAGAACACUACUGGACCCAGCUGUGAAAGGUGUGUUGAGGGUUACUAUGGUGACCCAAUCUCCAGACUGGCCUGUCAGCUGUGUUUGUGUCCAGAUGUUCUGAGCAGUGGACGAUUCUUCGCCACUUCCUGUCAGCAUGACCCACAGUCCCUCAGGCUCAUCUGUAAGUGCCAGGAGGGGCACACAGGUGUAAGCUGUGACAGGUGCAGCCCUGGUUUCUAUGGUGAUCUGACAUUGCCAGGUGCAGUCUGUAAAGAGUGUCCCUGCAACAACAACAUCAACCCUGAUGAUCGCAACUCAUGUAACAGCACAACAGGAGAGUGUCUACACUGCCUUCACAACACAAUCGGCCUACACUGCCAAAACUGCAAACCUGGCUACUAUGGCAAUGCCCUAACCCAGGACUGCAAAGAAUGCUCCUGUGAUCGACGGGGGACUCAGGAGACUCAGUGUCCUCUGGGGAGACCCUGUUUCUGUGAUCCGAGGACAGGACAAUGUCCCUGCAGGACAGGUGUGAUAGGUAAACUCUGUGAUGAAUGUGAGGACAGAUACUGGAACCUGAACAUACCCUCGGGAUGUCAGCCCUGCAGCUGUGACCCCGUCAACUCUAUUUCCAACAUCUGUGACAAGGUAACUGGACAUUGUCCAUGCCAUCCUGAGUUUGGAGGAAGGCACUGUGAUGAAUGCAGAGAAAAUCAUUUUAGGAAUCCAGACCUGCAGUGUAUCCCUUGUGACUGCAACCUGGAGGGAACCAAACGACCAUCAUGUGACCCUGAGACUGGCGAGUGCAUCUGUCGGGCGGGUGUAACCGGUAUAUUCUGUGAUGAGUGCGUCCCCGGCUUCAAUAAAUUAUUCCCAGCCUGUGAACAGUGCCAUCCCUGCAACGCACUCUGGACUCAAAUUGUCACUGAUGUCCAGCAAGCUGCCCAGAAAAUAAGAACCCUUAUCCCUCAUAACAACGUGCAGCCCACAGAUAACCACCACCUACAGGAGAUGAUGAACAUGCACUCUAUGAUGGACAGCCUGGCCAACCUGAGAGUAAUCUCCCCACCAAGUGUGGAAAAGCUGGAGAAAAUGUCUUUGAAGGUCAGGAAGGUGAAAGAUGCCAUCGACGCAAAAGUGAUCCUGAUUGACGUGUCUCCCCUCUUCAACACUGAAAUUGACAACAUUCAUCUAGAAAUCAUGAACCUUAAGAAGAAACUCACUAGUGUGCCAACUGAUGACAUAAAUGACCAACAAAAAGCGCGUGUCUCAUCUGAACCUGUUGUAGAGCUGUUGGAUGAGAUCCAGACGCUUUACAGAGUCUUCAUGUUGGAGCAUGAGAGAGUGAGAAAUGUCAGCAAAGCUGUAGAGGACUCCAUGGACACCAGACAGGAAGUCAAACACAAACUGAGCAUGUGCAACACAGGAGACCUGGCACUGCUGAAGAAGAAGGUCACAGAGCUGAGUGUGGUUCAGCUCAACCAGAAGGUCUGUGGAGAUCCAGGUUUGGAGGACUGUUCAGGGUGUACUGGAGCUCUUUGUGGGCGUGAUCUGGGAAAAAGGAAGUGCGGAGGUCCAAAUUGUAAAGGAGCUGUUCCUGUCAGUGAGGAUGCUUCAGAGACUGCAGAGAAGCUGAAAGACCAGCUCGUGGAUUUGCCUUCCAAACUGCAGGACAUCAGGAACAAGAUCAAUAAUGCCAAUCAGACGACUCAGGAUGCCAAAAACUGGGCCAGAGAUCUGCAGGACCGGAUCAGCAACAAUACAAACUCGUGUGAGAGAGAGAAAAGCAAAACCAGAGAGCUUAUUCAGCAAGUCAAAGACUACCUGAUGGAUGACAUGGUUCCUCCAGAGGACACUGAGAAAAUGGCACAAGCUGUUUUGAGAAUCCAGCUCCCACAGUCACCUGCUAACAUCCAGUCCAUGAUCAGUAACGUCAGCAAUUUGUUGAAAAAUGCCACCAGACUCCUGGAGGACUUAAACAACCUGGACAAGAAAGUCAAGGCAGCCAGAGACCUGCAGCAGGAAGCUCGGGACCUCAAGGAGCAGAUGGAGAACACUGAUGUGAGGAAGAUCAUUCAGGAUAUUUAUGAAGCAGACAAAGCUCAGGACAAAGCUAACAACCUCUUGGAGAGAGUGAGCAGAAACAAAGAUGAAACCAAAGACAGGAUCCGAGAUGCCGAAGUCACACUGGACAACAUUGAGGCGAGGCUCAUGAUUCAGACUGAAGAUCUGUGGAAAGAGAUCGAAGCUAUGAAGGAUAAAACUGAGGAGAACAGAGAGGCAGCGAGAGAAGCCAGAGAGGCGGCAGAGAGUGCUUUCAACAUGACCGCCGAUGCAGAGACGGAGCUCAAUGAUGUCAUGGAGCAGCUUGAGGUUUUAAAGCAAAAACAACAGAAUCAGGAGGUCGAGGGUCAAGCUGCUGGUCGACUGAAGAACAUCAUGAUGGAAGCUGAGGACAUAAAGAGACAAGUGGAGGACAAACUCCAGCAGAUACGAGACAUGGAGCAGAAGAUCCAGCAGCUGCUUCACAGAAGAAACCAGAAAGCUGCUGAAGUGUCCGACCUGCUGGAGGCGGCUGAGUCGAUUCGACAGGAAAUCUCAACUCGAGCACAAGCAUACACCGAGUGUACUGGAUAGAUAUACUGUAAUACUGCUAAUAGAUACCAGUGAGUACUGCAAACAGCAGUACUGCUCAGAAUCUGCUGUAGCUGAAUUUAUUCUGAAU
Messenger RNA from Pelmatolapia mariae (spotted tilapia), 5521 nucleotides. RefSeq names its product laminin, beta 4 (gene lamb4). The transcript is spliced from 34 exons. The record is from RefSeq and is a predicted model, not a curated record. Gene Ontology annotation, biological process: animal organ morphogenesis; tissue development. NCBI's taxonomy places the organism in Eukaryota, Metazoa, Chordata, Actinopteri, Cichliformes, Cichlidae. The annotation marks the transcript as partial.